UAAUAAUAAAUAACAUUUCUACUAUUCUAGCAUUAAGUAUUUUUUUGUUGGUGACACUGACUGUCAGCUGUCACGUCAAAAAAAAGUAAUUUCGAAUUUUCUCAAUUUUUUACAAAUUGAAACAAUGUUGACAACAAUUAAGACCAUCGGAAGCUGUUUGCGUCGAACUUUAGGGGUUCGUUCCCUACAAACCGCUUCAGCCCUUCAACAUGAAGCAGUGUUCAACCACCGAGACACUCCUGAGGACAACCCCGACAUCCCUUUUGAUUUCACUCCUGAAAACCAGAAGAGGGCUGAAGCCAUUCUUGCGAUUUACCCCGAAGGCCACAAACGAGCCGCCAUGAUCCCCCUUCUUGACUUGGCGCAAAGACAACAUGGGUGGCUCCCAAUUUCAGCAAUGCACAAAGUUGCUGAAAUUUUAAACUUGCCAAGGAUGAGGGUGUACGAAGUUGCGACUUUUUACACAAUGUUUAUGCGUAAACCGACAGGAAAAUACCAUAUUCAAAUCUGUACAACAACUCCAUGUUGGUUGAGGGGCUCUGAUGAGAUUUUAGACACAAUCAAAUGCAAUUUGAAGUUGGAAGUUGGGGAAACUUCCAGUGAUGGCAUGUUUACACUCUCUGAAGUUGAGUGUUUGGGGGCGUGCGUGAAUGCGCCCAUGAUACAAGUUAAUGAUGAUUAUUACGAGGAUUUGACAGCCAAAGACACGGAAGAGAUUUUGAAUGAUUUAAAAAACGAUAAAAAACCAAAACCUGGCCCUAGGAAUGGCCGAUUUGCUGCUGAGCCGAUUGGAGAGCCAACUUGUCUCGCUGGUGAGCCCCCAGGCCCAGGCUUCGGGGUCCGUUCCGACUUGUGAUUAUGUAAAAAACCUAAUUUUUAAAUAAAAACUAGUUGAAUUAA
This is a messenger RNA of Tribolium madens (black flour beetle), 900 nucleotides long. RefSeq names its product NADH dehydrogenase [ubiquinone] flavoprotein 2, mitochondrial (gene ND-24). Gene Ontology annotation, molecular function: NADH dehydrogenase activity. The record is from RefSeq and is a predicted model, not a curated record. Gene Ontology annotation, biological process: mitochondrial electron transport, NADH to ubiquinone. The transcript has 5 exons. NCBI's taxonomy places the organism in Eukaryota, Metazoa, Arthropoda, Insecta, Coleoptera, Tenebrionidae. The coding region runs from base 125 to 856 and encodes 243 amino acids.